Molecule: messenger RNA, 1433 nt
Organism: Musa acuminata subsp. malaccensis (wild Malaysian banana)
Lineage: Eukaryota; Viridiplantae; Streptophyta; Magnoliopsida; Zingiberales; Musaceae
Product: transcription factor MYB62
Biological process (GO): regulation of DNA-templated transcription
Cellular component (GO): nucleus
Molecular function (GO): DNA-binding transcription factor activity; sequence-specific DNA binding
Source: RefSeq, a predicted model, not a curated record
GAGUGCAGCUUUCUCAUCUUUUCUCUCCACUUUAAACCUCAAAGUCUAUGAAUAGGAGUAGAUCGUGUCCAAGUUUUCCUUCAUCAUUGCCACAAGUCUGGAUUGCAUUCAGGGUACUACUUUUUCUAAUCCAUCCCAUGAUUUCUAGGCUUCGUCUUUCCUAGCUAGCAUGGCCUAUAUAACAUGGAAACUUAGCCCUCUUCACCAUUCAGCUUCUUCAAGGCUCCCUAUAAUAUUGGCACCAGGAAUGUCCGAAACAAGGGGAUCACACAGCAAACAUGAGGACAUGGAGCUGCUAAACAGAGGGCCUUGGACGGUAGAGGAGGACAAGCUCCUCACCCACUACAUUGCUUGUCACGGCGAAGGUCGUUGGAAUCUCCUCGCUAGGUGCUCAGGGUUGAGGAGAACCGGCAAGAGUUGUCGGCUGAGGUGGUUGAAUUACUUGAAGCCCGAUGUAAGGCGAGGCAACCUUACCCCUGAAGAACAGCUCCUGAUUCUUGAACUCCACUCCAAGUGGGGAAACAGGUGGUCUAGAAUCGCACAGCAUCUGCCGGGGAGGACAGACAACGAGAUAAAGAACUACUGGAGGACUCGAGUGCAGAAGCAGGCGAGGCAGCUCAAGGUCGAUGCCAACAGCUCCAAGUUCCGAGAUGCCGUGCGGUGCUACUGGAUGCCGAGGUUGCUCCAGAAGUUUGGCUCUUCACAAACCAUGCAAUAUUCUCUGGAGGCCAACACCAACACUACCACGAGUGACCAAGUUCAGCAUCGUCCUUGCCAAGAGAUCAUCAAUCCAAGCAUGCAAUAUUGCCAAUUGGGAAGUAGCAGCUCCCACGAGCCACAGGCUCCGGAGAAUCACUCUGCUGUGUUUCCUCCGCUCCCGGUUAACAUGUCCGAGUUCCCGUGGAGAGCAUCCGACGAGAUCCAUGGCGUCGCAUUCAAUAUUUUCUCUAGUGGCUUCUCCAUGAACAACGCCUACGACCUAGGCACCUGCGACCUAACGCCGGUGUCGGCAUCAGCGCCAAUCUAUUGGGAUUUGGAUUACGGUACGGAUAACAAUGAUUGCAGCAACUACAAUGGAGAUAACUUGUGGAGCAUGGAUGAGUUAUGUGACAUGUUGAAAAGCUACGUGAGUGGAGCAGAUAUUAAGGUUCCUUUCAGUGAUCAUAAUUCUUAGGGGGGCAAUUAUAUAGCACUGUCAAGCGUCAGCACUAUACUAUAAGAAGUCUGUAACAGGGAGUUCACUGUUCUUGCACUUGAAAAUGAAGGGGGGGAGAGAGAGAGAGAGAGAGCGGUGGUGCUUCUCUCCAUGCGAUUCCUUUGGAUAAAGCUUAUCAGCUACUUCUGAAAUAGAAAGGUCUGGAUGUAGCUCUCGACCAGGCGUCUCAUGUUCGGUCACUUGACUUUGAAUCAAGAUAAGAUGGUUUACUUGUCAA